Messenger RNA from Phycomyces blakesleeanus NRRL 1555(-), 390 nucleotides. RefSeq lists its product as hypothetical. The record is from RefSeq and is a predicted model, not a curated record. Bases 1 to 390 code for a protein of 129 amino acids. Lineage: Eukaryota; Fungi; Mucoromycota; Mucoromycetes; Mucorales; Phycomycetaceae. The transcript is spliced from 3 exons.
AUGACCGAGUCCACCCAGAAUACUUGCGCCGAGUUCUCGAUCAUUUUCGCUUUCAUUCAGAUCAACGUUAAUGGCUUCCUCUCUCGCCCUCUCACACAAUUGGGCGGUCUCCGUCAAGACGACCCUCUCUCUCCUAUAUUGUCCAAUUUGGCCUUUGGACCUUUGUUUGUAGCUAAUAUGCCUUCUAUUAAACUUCUAGCUUACGCAGACUAUCUUCUGGUACUUCUUCCUGAUCCUGCUCACCUUGCCAGACUCCACACACAACUCACCAACUAUUCCGCUACGUUUAAUGCGCGUAUCAGCCUCCGCAAAACGCAAGCCUUCUCACUCUUUGGUAGUCCUCUUCCUGAACGGUACUCCACUCUCCGUGGUGAUAACGUUACCGAUUAG